Messenger RNA from Aspergillus calidoustus, 1077 nucleotides. The record is from the annotation of a GenBank genome assembly. Lineage: Eukaryota; Fungi; Ascomycota; Eurotiomycetes; Eurotiales; Aspergillaceae.
AUGCCUCGCAUCCCUACACGGUUAAUCCUCCAGGCAUACCAACAUGAUACCAUCCUACCACUGCUGUUAAGGGAGUGUCGCACCCUUGAAUCAGCGAAAAAUGAGUUGCGAUGGUUACGUGAACACGCAUUGCGUGUAUCCGAAUCAACGACGACAGAACGAGUACCGACGAAAGCUCCGCUUCCCUACUCGAGGACCCUUCUGAGAACAAUGUGCGCGGCUCGGUCGAGAGGGGUGCCUCUCCAGUACAUACUGGGAGAUCAACCAUUUGGUGACUUGGAUAUUAAGUGUAAAAGAGGGGUUCUAAUUCCGAGGCAUGAAACAGAAAUGAUUACCUACCACGCCGCAAAUCUGAUACUCCAAGGUAUGGCCAACGGUCUCUUUGGGGACAACAACGAAAAGACACCGCUCCGUAUCCUUGAUCUUUGUACCGGAUCCGGCUGUAUACCACUGCUACUGCAUUCUCUGCUCGCGCCGCAUAUCAAAAAUCUCUCUAUCACCGGGAUCGACAUCAGCAGUGCGGCUGUUAGACUGGCAGAGGAGAACCAUGAGCGGAAUGUGCACCUUGGAUUAUUGUCAGAUCGCGCCCUGAAAGAAAUCAGCUUUCGACAAGGCAACGUGCUCGAUUACGCUCAUGAUUUAUCUGCGUUGGCAAAUGUACUCCACAUGCCUGCUGGGCGCACUCCCGAUUUUGAGCUCGGGUGCGAUGUCAUCAUCUCGAAUCCGCCUUAUAUUUCCCCGGUGGAUUAUCGAAAUGGGACUACGUCGCGGAGUGUCCGCAUGUUUGAGCCAAAACCUGCAUUAGUUCCCCCAGAGUCUUACUCGGGGCCAAUGCUACUUGUUGAUGAUUUUCGAAUCGAGGACCUUUUCUAUCACCACAUUGCCGCAAUAGUGGCUAGUUCCAGGGCCAGGCUGGCAGUCCUUGAGUGUGGGGACCGCUUGCAGGCCAUGCGGGUUGCCUCACUAUGCACAAAGAUCCUCCAGGGAAGUGGCGAACCCUCUCGGGCUGUAGUUGAUAUUUGGUCCGUGAGUGGCAUUGAUACACACCCGUGCGCGGUUUUGAUACACCUGUCGUAG